Messenger RNA from Mastomys coucha (southern multimammate mouse), 2727 nucleotides. It is a transcript of the gene Dcp1b, whose product is annotated as decapping mRNA 1B. Gene Ontology annotation, molecular function: enzyme activator activity; mRNA binding. The record is from RefSeq and is a predicted model, not a curated record. The transcript has 9 exons. Gene Ontology annotation, biological process: positive regulation of catalytic activity; deadenylation-independent decapping of nuclear-transcribed mRNA; deadenylation-dependent decapping of nuclear-transcribed mRNA. Gene Ontology annotation, cellular component: P-body. NCBI's taxonomy places the organism in Eukaryota, Metazoa, Chordata, Mammalia, Rodentia, Muridae. The coding region runs from base 55 to 1821 and encodes 588 amino acids.
CGGCGGUCGAUUGAGGGGGCUCCCUGAAGGCUGGGCAAGAGGGUGGGUGGGAAGAUGGCGUCCGCGGCGGCAGGUGGCCUGCCUGGGAAGGGGCACAAUAUCAGCCUGGCAGCCCUGCGGCGCCACGACCCCUACAUCAGUCGCAUCGUGGACGUGGCCAGCCAGGUGGCUCUGUACACUUUCGGCCAUCGGGCCAACGAGUGGGAGAAGACUGGCGUGGAAGGAACCCUAUUUGUUUAUACAAGGUCUGUCUCUCCAAAGCACGGAUUCACCAUUAUGAAUAGGCUCAGCAUGGAAAACCGAACAGAACCCAUUACUACAGACCUAGACUUCCAACUCCAGGACCCUUUCCUUCUCUACAGAAAUGGCACACUGGCCAUUUAUGGAAUUUGGUUUUAUGAUAAGGAAGAGUGCCAGAGAAUUGCAAACCUAAUGAAAAACCUCACUCAGUGCGAACAGUUGAAAGCCUGCCAUGGUGCUGGAGCCGGGGCUGGAGCUGGAUCCUUCCCAAUAACCCCGAGUUCAGGAGAGAGCCAAGAAGUAGACAUCCUACAGAUGCUUACCAAAGCCAAGGAUGAGUACACCAAGUGUAAGACCUGUUCUGAGCCAAAACAGAUGACCAGUUCUUCUGCCAUCUGUGACAACCCUAAACUUAUCAAACCUGUCCCCGUGAGACCCAGCAGCAGCCAGAGGCUACAGGAACCCAUGCCCAGCAAGACCCUGGACCCUGAGCCUCAACACUUAUCUUUGACAGCGCUAUUUGGGAAACAAGACAAAGCUCCCUGUCAGGAAACUGUGAGACCCUCCCGGACCUUUGUCCACCACCAUCACCAUCACUACCACCACCAGCAGCAGCAGCAAGAGAAGCUUCCAGUUCAUCAUGGAGUUGCAUGCUCCCUAUCCUGUGAGGAGCCCAGAAAGCUCUCACUCCCUGUGGAGAAGCAGCUAUGCCCAGCCAUUCAGAAACUCAUGGUCGGGAGCACGGGGCUAUACCCACUGCCACAGCACCCUGAACAGUGGCCCUGCGAAACUGGUGGCCCCAGUCCUGCAGGGGGAAUUCUUUCCGGUCCUGUCCAGCUGGGGUCCCCCUGGAAUGUUAAAGCUGCACACUGCACACAGAGUACUUGCAGAAGCCACAAGCUAUUAGAGCAGCUUCAAGGGGCCCCUGCGGCAGUGCAUAAGUAUAACCCCUGUGCGCCUGCCGGUCCAGCUGUGGCCACUCAGGUGGUUCCAGGCCAGAGUGUGGCCCAGUCACAGCUGGUAUAUUUCAGUGGCCCCCUUCCACCUCCUGCACCAGGACACCAAGCUCUCAGGAAGGAGCAGGGUGAACUACCAGCACAUGUGGUGUCACUCUCUAGCAGCCAGGAGAGCAGCCCCACUGUGCUCCCUACUCAGGAGCUGCUAAGGAAGCUCCAGGUAGUACACCAGGAGCAACAGGUGGCCCCCCGGCCAGCCUUGGCAGCCAGGUUCCCUGUGUCAGCCCAGGGAUCAGGGACAGAAAAGCCCUUGGAAGCCUGGGUCAGCAAGACAGCCAGCAUGGAAAAACAGGCUCCUCUUCUGCAGUCUACCUGUGCCCCACUGAGGGAGACUGAUAAUGGGCUCAUGGCCCUAGGAGGCCAAGAACUUCCUGCUGCCUCCUCCAGCCUCCUCCUGCCCCUGCAGAACUGGGAGUCCUCCACCGUGGCCAGCAGGCCCCUCACCAGGCUGCAGCUCCAGGAAGCACUGCUGAACCUCAUCCAGAAUGAUGACAACUUCUUAAGCAUAAUCUACGAAGCCUAUCUCUUCAGCGUGACACAAGCAGCUGUGAGAAAAGCCACAUAACCAGCUACGUGAAAGCAAAGACUGAGAAUUGGUUUUCCAGGUUCUUCAUGAAAACUGGCAUGACCAAACACAUUUAUGCCUUUUUAACAAAGUAUGGUGAUACAGAGUAAAAUGUUUUGUACUGUUUGAUGUCUGGGGUUUUGUUCCUUGUUUUAAAAAAAAAAAAAAAAAAAAAAAUACCACCCUCCCAUUUACUUGGUACUACAAAUUGAGUAGGUAGAUGGUUUUGGCCAGGUCAUGCAAGGUUAAAUUUUUCCUCCAUUUAUGAGGCCAUUUUAAGAAGAGUAGGGUUCUUCAUGGGAAGGAAUGUUCUCAGAGCUAUUUAUUAAUAGAAUAGCUCAGGGUAAAGAACGCAAUUUCCUAGCAUUGGCUCUGUGUGCCAUGGUGCUUGAUGACCACCAGGGGGCAGUAUUAUCCCACAAGUUACCUUCUAAGGGUUUCAUGGGUUUGAGGAAGCAAGGCGGGCUUUAACAAAGUCAGCCUUUUAUUUGUAAAGCUCUUUUUGGCAUGUUUGAUCUGAGCCUUUGGAGGAAGAAUCUUCCUGAAGACAUUUCUAGCCAGCUUUCGUCUAGAAAGUAAUCGUUCUAAGUGUCAACAGUGGCCCAGGCUUGAAGCAACACUCUGUUUCUCAAUUCAAGUUGGGACCCAAACAGCCAGCCCUGGCUUUCAGUCAGACACAGUUAGAAAAUGCUGCAUGAGACUGUUAUGCUGUAGUGGCUGUUCAGGGGCAGAAAGUCGAAGCUUCUCCGAGCUCUGUAGAGCUCGCUGCUCUGUCCUGCAUAGAGAGAUAAGAAGUCUAACCCUGGAGGGAGACAGCAGAACCGCUUUGCAUUCUCCAAACAGUGUGUGUGGGAAUCAGCCAUGCUGAGUAUUCACAAUGAAUAAAGCUUUGUUUUUACUAUCCUA